AAAAUAUCUCACAACUGGGCAAAAGACCUCGGCGCGCACAUAAUAAUAUACUCAUGCUCUUUCAUUGAUCGCAGAGUAUGUAAACACAGGCCGACUCACGUUGGAAAUAGCAGCUCACGUGUGCACCACGGUACGGUACACACGGAGUCCCAAUGAGCAGUUCUAUCUCGCUCUCCUUCGCAGUUGGGUUCAGUGUUGACAUUUCGCAGCCCCGGAGUAAAGGCGUGAAAGACCCAGCAAAGAAGGGAGGAUGGUAGUCGGUAGUUGUAUACUAGCCUUGUGGUAUACUUGAAGUGGGAUACGCGUGGCUAGUUUGGUCGCUCAGCUCUGGUUGGAAAUCAUACCACAACUUCUCAAGACGCCCUGAGGAUUAUAUAAAGGAUUUAUGUAGUUUACGAAUCAGGAACUGGACGUCGUGCUCGCCGGAGGAGUAGGGUGGGGGUCUGGUCGCUAUGGGGCAACGACAGACACGCCAGAAAGUCGACAAGGGAUUGAAACUCUACAAUGCGAGGAAAACGGAACAAGCUGUCCAUGAGUGGAAGAGGGUGUUGUCGAAGGUGAAAGAGCCCCGGCUGAGGUUUGAGGUGCUGGGGCACCUGGCACAGGUGUACGGGGAAUGGGGCUUUGCCCGGGAGAAGAUGCAUUAUGCCGUGCAGCAGAUGGACAUCGCUUCCGAACUCGAGAGCGACGAACUCAAAUCGGAGUCGUACCUAAACCUUGCGAACUCGAACGAGAGGUUAUGCGAGUACCACAAGUCGCUGUCCUACGCCCGACACAGCCUGGCUACCGCCAUGAGCUCGGGUGAAGGGUCGUCCAAGCUGGGGUAUGUAUAUCUGGCACUGGCUGCUUCCAACCUUGGCUUCAGCAGCUUCAAAGACUCUUUGGAAAACCUUGAGAAGGCCGUGAAGAUGGCCAUCGAAGCGGAAGACCAGAUGCUGGAGUGCGAGGCUUAUGGUUGUUUAGGGGAUGUAUACAAAUGCCUCAAGGAUUACGACAGGGCGUUGAAAUUCUAUGUCAGGGCCAGGGAGUUGGUUAGGUGUCGGGGGCAGGACUGGCCACCAAGGCUGAAGACGCAUGCCUAUCUGCACAUGGCUACAGCCUAUAGGAGUAUGAGGAAACUGGACAUGGCCAUGGACUGCGGAGAGGUGAGUUCACUAAAUCUUGGUAAAAUGAUUUGA
This is a messenger RNA of Lytechinus pictus (painted urchin), 1178 nucleotides long. Its product is annotated as 43 kDa receptor-associated protein of the synapse-like. The record is from RefSeq and is a predicted model, not a curated record. Bases 453 to 1178 code for a protein of 241 amino acids. Gene Ontology annotation, molecular function: protein-membrane adaptor activity; acetylcholine receptor binding. The transcript has a single exon. Gene Ontology annotation, biological process: synaptic transmission, cholinergic; positive regulation of neuromuscular synaptic transmission. NCBI's taxonomy places the organism in Eukaryota, Metazoa, Echinodermata, Echinoidea, Temnopleuroida, Toxopneustidae. Gene Ontology annotation, cellular component: neuromuscular junction; plasma membrane.